CGGGGCGGGCGCCGCGGACCGCGGAGGCGCUGGCGUCCUCUCGGCCCUUUAUAACGCACCCCGUACUGGCUCCCCCAGACUCUGGCUCCCUACACCCCUUCCCGCUCCCUCCGGCCUCCCCAGGGUGCCUGCGGCCAAACCACCCCAGCCUCCGGAAUCCUCCUGACGUCGCCGCCAGCUCGUGGACAUGACGACCCCUACCGGCCCCCCGGUGCCCUGCCCCGAGGCUGCUGUCGCAAGGACGCUCCUGCUCGGCUGGGUCCUCGUCCAGGUAGCAGGAGCCUCAGGCACUACAGGUGUCGUGCUAGCAUAUAAUUUAACUUGGAAAUCAAUUAAUUUCAAGACAAUUUUGGAGUGGGAGCCCAAACCCAUCAAUCAUGUCUACACUGUUCAGAUCAGCCACAGAUUAGGAAAUUGGAAAAACAAAUGCUUCUCCACAACAGACACAGAGUGUGACGUCACCGAUGAGAUUGUGAAAGACGUGAAGGAGACAUACAUGGCGCGGGUCUUUUCCAAGCGGGUAAACGACACCAGUUUUGCUGGGGAUCCCAUGAGUACAAACUCCCCGACGUUCACACCUUACCUAGAGACAAACCUCGGACAGCCAACAAUUAAGAGUUUUGAACACCUCGGGACAAAACUGAAUGUGACCGUCCAGGAUGCACGGACCUUAGUCAGAAAGAAUGGCACAUUCCUAAGCCUCCAGGAUGUUUUUGGAGAUGACCUAAGUUACACACUUUAUUAUUGGAAAGCUUCAAGUACAGGAAAGAAAACAGCCAAGUCAAACACUAAUGAGUUUUUGAUUGAUGUGGAUAAAGGAGAAAACUACUGUUUCAAUGUCCAAGCAGUGAUUCCAUCCCGAAGAGUGAACCAGAAGAGUCCAGAAAGUUCCAUUGAGUGCACUGACCGCAAGAAAGGUAUAUUCAGAGAAAUGUUCUUCAUCGUCGGAGCGGUCGUGUUCGUGGUCAUCAUCGUCAUCCUGUCUGUGUCUCUGUACAAGUGCAGGAAGCGCAGAACUGGGCGCAGAGGGAAGAACUCCCCUCUCAAUGUUGCAUAAGGCACACGCCAUGGGAUCUGCUGACGGCUUCACAGUUUAUAUUGCACUGCGACCAGGAACUUUUAAGAGAAUGGAACAUAUGGAAACACAAAUGAGUAUUUUGGAGCAUGGAAACCCUUGGGCGCAAAGAAAAGUUCUUUGCCUGACCUGGUGUCCUGAUUAGCACUCUGGUUUUGACAUCAAUAUUCGUCACUUUGGAAUGUAAUGAAUGGUACGACCAACUCCAAGUAUUUUUAAUUUCCUUUUGAACACUGUGGCACCUUUUGCACAUAUCAUGCUUUAGACUGUUUUUUCUACAGUCAAGAUGAAACUAAGUCAUCUAAGCAAAAAUAUUAACAAAUGAGUUAAAAAAUCCUGGGUGGACUUUUGGAGAAUUUUCAAGAGGCUGAUUUCAAAUCAUGUGGGAGAAUGAAAUGGAAAUUGGGUGGACUUUUUUAACAUAUGGUGGUUAGGUUCUUCUUUUUUAAGAGUUCUUUUGGAGGUACAAAACAAUUGGCACAUUUUCAUAUGAAUGUGUUAAAUGCAGAAGAUUUCUUAUUUGGGACUUUUCCUGACAUGCAUGACAUUUUAGCACUUUAACUGACUUAAAUGCUGUUGAUUAAACACUUGACAGCUACUUAUAUUUUUAUAAGACUACUAUACAAACAAACUACAUAGAGUUUAUGACUUAAGGUACUUCAAGUUCAUAUGGUCAAUAAUGUAUAUAUUUUUUUAAAUAUAUUAAAAGGUUUUGUAUAUGGGGAUUUUCUAUUUAUAGAGGUAAUAUUGUUCUAUUUGUAUAUAUUGAGAUAAUUUAUUUAAUAUGCUUUUAUAUAAAUAAAGGUGACUGGGAAUUGUG
Molecule: messenger RNA, 1895 nt
Organism: Rhinolophus ferrumequinum (greater horseshoe bat)
Lineage: Eukaryota; Metazoa; Chordata; Mammalia; Chiroptera; Rhinolophidae
Gene: F3
Product: coagulation factor III, tissue factor
Exons: 6
Coding region: 188-1057 (289 amino acids)
Biological process (GO): blood coagulation
Cellular component (GO): membrane
Molecular function (GO): protein binding
Source: RefSeq, a predicted model, not a curated record